GACACCCCUUCCACUCAGAGUACGGACUUUCCCAUUAUGCCCUUCUUCGGGUCGGCUUUUCCGCUCUUCUGAAUAUCCAAAAAUUUGAAAAUUAUUAUCUUCUGCUUCUGACAUCUUCCCCCGUCUGUGUGUGGAAGAGGCAGAUGAUUCUCCCAUUUUCAAAUUCGAACAUUGAUGAUCUUUAAAAAUGCAACUUGUUGCCCUGUACUGAACUAUAAUAAACCAAGCAAAAGAAAGCCAAAGCAUUCUUUCAAUUCCCUGCUUCCUCACUAACCUCUGUCCACUACGCGACACACAGCUGCCUUGAUUUGUUUCCUCUGGUUCUAUUUUAUUUGUUUGUUUUUUUUUGAAAUCUCUGUUGCCGUCCGCGCUCAGGGACAGGAGCACGAGCAGAGAUAGAUCUAAGAAGGGGAAGACCUGCGUUUGAAUUGGACUGCUGUGCUCAAAGCUUGUAUGUUGCAUCAGGAAGGCCGGGACGACGAUCUACCGCAUUUGUGGAGUUCUGAAAGUGAGAAAUAAUAGCUCACUACUUCUUCCAAGGGAAGCCCCACUGCUUGCUGCUGCUUUGACCAAUUGCCCUUCAGCGCACUUUCGAUGAUUCAUCCAGCCAAUUUUAAUAGAAGGAUCUCAACUGCAGGAAGAAAGACCUUUGAUGUGUGAAAUAUUUUAAAUUUGCAGCUUGUUGGACUUGGGGUACUUCAACUCAAGCUUACAGCGUAGCAGGGGUUGAAAAAAUGUGUGAUUCACCUGUCGUGCAAGCUGCUUUCAGCAUAGGCGAUUCUCUUUCGAAUUGCUCAUAUUCAAGCUCGACUUAUUGUAAUUCAGCGACUCAUAUAGACCAUGUGGAUGAAUUUGGAUGCUAUGACUUAUCCUCAGAGAUGAGCAACUUUAGGGAAGAAGUUGGUAGUAUUGAUUCAUGUAAUAAAAGCAACGUAUACAGAUUUCAACUUGAGCAGGAUGUACAAAGAUUAGAGCAAAAGCUGCAAGAAGAGAUACGGUUGCAUGCUAUUCUGGAUGAUGCUAUUGAUAAAAAUGUUCUUAAAUUGUCUAGUCCAUCAUGUGUUCCCCAGCAGGCUCAAGAGCUUCUCUCCAAUAUUUUGGCAUUGGAUACCACUGUUUGUAGACUUGAACAGGAGAUGAUUUCUUUGCAUUUCCAACUUAGUCAGGAAAGAAAUGAACGGAGACUUGCAGAAUAUCAUUUGAGACAGUCAUCUUCUAAGUCAAUGUUUCUUUGCUCCUCUGACACUGACGCUACAAAGGAACAGAAUUCUUCUUUGAAGUGUCUAAAGCAUUUGAUUUCUGGUGCUCAUUCAACCUCUGAAGUUAACUUCUGUCAGGAGCUAAGAGAUCAAAUAUCUGAAGGCAGUAGCAAAUCAUCUACUAUGUACUCAAUGAUAGAGAAUGCUGGGGACUUGGCAGCACAUUUUGAUGAGAAGAAAACAUCCAUGGAAGUGGGUAAGCUUUCUAAAUGGUUGCUGCCUAAGGGCCUUUGGGAUCUUCCUAAUCAACUAUCGGAAGAGAUGGUGCGAUGCAUGAAAAAUAUUUUCAUGUCUUUAGCUGAUUCUGCUAUAUCAUCCAAAUCAUCGGUAUCAGAGAGCCGUUGCUCAUCUUUGUCUCCACGUGGACAUCUAUCCAACUUGUCGUUAUGGUCGCAAUCUGAACGCUCAAUUGUUUCCUCCUGGACGCAGAGCCCACAAAUUGAUUUACAGUGUAACUUUGCGGUUUUGGCUACAGAAAAUGCAUGUGAUCCCUAUAGAGUGCGUGGAAAAUUAAGUUGGGCCGAUAUUGGGAGCUACAAGUUAUCAACUGAAGUUUCAUGGAUGUCAGUUGGGAAGAAGCAACUAGAAUAUGCCGCGGGAGCAUUACGAAGAUUCAGAUUACUUGUUGAGCAACUAGCAAGAGUGAACCCCAUCCACUUAAACUGCAAUGAGAAGCUGGCUUUCUGGAUAAACUUGUAUAAUGCGCUUAUAAUGCAUGCUUACUUGGCAUACGGAGUCCCACGAAGUGACUUGAAGCUUUUUUCUUUGAUGCAAAAGGCAGCAUACACUGUAGGGGGGCAUUCUUUCAGUGCAGCUGCCAUUGAAUAUGUUAUUCUGAAGAUGAAACCACCCGUCCAUAGACCACAAAUUGCUUUGCUUCUUGCCCUUCACAAGCUUAAGGUAACUGAGGAACAACGGAAGUUUGCCAUUGAUGCAUGUGAGCCACUAGUGGCUUUUGCUCUUAGCUGCGGAAUGUACUCCUGUCCUGCGAUAAGGAUCUACACUGCUCAGAAUGUGAAAAAGGAACUUCAAGAAGCACAGCAUGAUUUCAUACGAGCUUCUGUUGGGGUAAGCAGCAAAGGGAGGUUACUAGUGCCAAAAAUGCUACAUUGCUUUGCCAGGAACUUUGUGGAUGAUGCGAAGUUAGCAGUUUGGAUAUCACAUUAUUUACCACCCGACCAGGCUGCAUUUGUUGAAAAAUGCAUUUCACAGAGGCGGCAAAGCCUCCUUUGUUCUCGCAACUGUGGUAUUCUUCCAUUUGAUUCUCACUUCCGCUACCUGUUUUUGCCUGACAACAUUUCAAGGUGAUACUGCUGUCGUUCUACAUUUAUCUUUGAAUGCACCGACUUCGUAUGCCAAAGUGUUUUAGCUUGGCUUCAGCUGCGCAGCCGGUCAAUAGCCUUGAGUGCUGGUUUUAAGUUGCCUCCAAGUCUUUUUUCCAGUACUCAUCACACCGAAGAAUGGAUUACAGUUAUUUUCCUGUGAGUAUCCAAAUACGGGAAGGUGGAUUUAUGGGGAAGUGAUUUUCCCUACCAGAAUUGCGUCUUAGGUUGCUGAGACUGACUCAAAUUGGUUGCAUCCCCUUUCGCUGAAUUGUGGUUUGCUCAAAAAUGAUGGAAAAUGCAGGUAAUUCGGGUAUUUUUUGUCUCAUUGACCAUGUGGCUUUUGAGAGCUAAAACUUUUGAUCAACGGAUGGCCGAACUUCAAUGUACUGAUCGUUAGUGAUUUAAUGAGUAUUGGCUUCUACAAGGAGAGGCUUUGUACUGAGGUUUGUUUUGUAGAUACAGCGCGUUAGUGGCAUCAUGACUAUGGUCACCCUCCCCCCAAACAUUGCACAGCCUUCAAUUGCCUGGCGUACGUGCACAAUCAAUCAAAAUAAUAAGGAAAUUAUAUAGACCUAUAAA
Malania oleifera is the source of this 3163-nucleotide messenger RNA. RefSeq lists its product as uncharacterized. The record is from RefSeq and is a predicted model, not a curated record. The transcript has 15 exons. Lineage: Eukaryota; Viridiplantae; Streptophyta; Magnoliopsida; Santalales; Ximeniaceae. The coding region runs from base 735 to 2567 and encodes 610 amino acids.